AUGACCGCAGUGAUGCGCAGCCUGGCCUUUCUGCUGCCCGAACUUUGCAAAGACAUCUUCCAUGAGCUCUUAGAGGCAGGGGCACUGCCGCUCCCCUUGACGCAGGAGACCGGUGUGCCGCCGGAGAGCGGAACGCUGAUAGACAGUGUUGUGGAGGAUGUAUAUGCAGGGCACAUCGAGCUCCCGCCGCCCGCUGCGAAAGGCAAAGGCCCAGUCGCUCAGUCUCGGCCAAAAUCUGCAGCGGCACCGGUCUCGAAUGUGUACAAGGAUUCACCCUACAAGGCCUCCAGUCAGCCGAAUUGGCAGCAUCAAGGAGCACAAAAAAGACCGCUGGAACAGAGCUUUGGUGGAAAAGGUGGUACUAGGAAUGGUCACGGGGCUCACAAGUGGCCGCGAAAUGGAUCUCAGCCUGUCCCCAGCAGGGGGCAUCCGCUCUGCACGCAGCAGGAAGACUGCAUUGGUCAUGCCGGCAGCGUGCUGGUUCAACAUGUUGCCAACGAUGUUGCCGGCGACCUCUACUGCACACACUGCUGGGCUGUCUUUGCUGAUGCAGACGUCUCUUUGGAAGCUCUACCCUAUGAAGCCUAG
Messenger RNA from Symbiodinium pilosum, 588 nucleotides. The record is from the annotation of a GenBank genome assembly. Lineage: Eukaryota; Dinophyceae; Suessiales; Symbiodiniaceae.